UCUUGUUCAAUUUUGCCCUAGAAUUUCUCCCUCAGCCGCAACCAACACCAAAAUGCUCCUCCUCCUCCUCCUCUCACUCUCACUCUCACCCUCUCUCUCUCUUCCCUCCUCACUCCUCCAAUUCUCUUCUUCACUCAGCUAAGCUUUGAGUUAGGUUUCUGUGCUGCUUUCCAAUUCAUGGAUGCUGUCGAAUUGCCUUUACCUGUUGAAGUUGCUUCCCCACCCAAAUUGACGGGAUCCGACAAUUUCCGCACACCCAGCAUGGUUGCUACUCAUUCAAAUUCAAUUCACUCAUCUCUCAUCCAAAAUGAUGUCGCAAAUAUGAAAACCGCUGCCGAGUUUCCCUCCUGUAAUGAAUUUAUGAAGACUCAACUCUGUAAGAGUUCUAGUUCGCUCUCGCAUCAUAAGGGAAACAUGUUUCCCAAAGAUAUGCCUGGUGGUAAUGGCAAAAAUUGUGCUGUUAUUACUUCCAGACCGGAAGGUGUACCAUCACAACGAAAAGCCACAAAAUCUAACAGGACUAGUAGUUCGUGUUCAAAGAGACCACGGAUGUCACAGUCAGAAGAUUCCAUGAGCGCUAAUGGAAUUGAGGAGUCAAAGAAUAUUUCUGACAAGUUUGGAUCACUUGAUUUGAAGUGUACUUCUCCAGAUACAGAGAAAAGUCAAUUACCAAGACAGAAGAGCAAUAACAGCAAGCGUGGUGAUAAGAGGAACUUUAAAGUUCCUUCUGCAAAGGCUAAAUUUGAGUCAUCCUCCAUGAAAAUGGGGGCAUACGCCUUUAGUUCUUCCUCUGGAGGGAACAACUUUUUUGGUUUAUGUGGUCUGAAACAUGAUUUUCAUGAUGUCACAAAGCUUAUGGAUGAGCCACCAUUAGAUGAGCUCCUUAAGGGAACUUUUAUCUGCCCCAUUUUAAGCAAAGAUAAAGGGAAGAAGGCAUCAAAUAUGAAUGAUAGUUUUUUGAGCUCAGUUAGAAAGGCUUGCUCUGUCUUGCAGCUCCCAAAACCUGUUCCGUCCCAAAAUAUGGCUGAGAUGGAUUACUCCUCCAACAAGAAAAUCUCCACUUGCCAAUUGAGCUCAGUUUGUGCAGUAGAAAGUGUUGGUAAUGGGGAUAAAGAGCAGUCUUGCACAACUGAUAUGCCUUCAUGUAAGAAGGAUACUUCUAGUGAAACAGAAAAUACAGCUAGUCCCCUUGACUUUCCAUUAUGUCAACCUAAGGAAGUCUUGGAACGGAUUGCACUCCAUCCAUUCCGAGAUUUGGAGUCUUUGCUGAUUGAUGUGUCCAAGCCUGCCAUUUCCACAAAGAAUAGUAAUGACCCCCGUUCCGGCAAGCAGGUAUCUCGUCGGCCAAGCUUGCCGGCCUUUCCAUGGUCACAUGCUUUUGGUGGUCACUCUAGAACUAAUUCUGACACCGCUAAGUUAUCAACAAGUAGAAGCACAUGCCAAGCUAAAUGGGCAAGGAUAGGUGUCAUUGCUAGCUCUACAGAUAUUGAUUGCAGUUUGUUCACAGACUUAGAUUCAUUCAGCUAUGAUGAGAGCCUUGUUCCUUCAUCUGGAAGUUCAGACUAUAAAAGAAUUUCAUCUUUAUUUGCUAAUCUUAAGUUGGGUUCUUUGCCUCCUAUAACAUGUCCUAAAGAUUCUCAGGUUAAUGCAGAAUUGGGAGGCCAAGUUGAUCAUAAAGAAAAUGAUGAGCAUUCUCCAAGAGUAUUAGCUGCUGCACAAAUUCUGUGUGAAAUGAAAAAUCAACAACCGAGGCAGAGUUCAGAUGGAAUUUUGAGAUGGCAAAGGAAAACCUCACUCAAGGCCAUGAAAUCUUGCUACUUCAAAUCAAAUGAGAAAUUUGAAGAAACACACUCAUCGUCAGUUUCAGUGAGUGGGUCUGACAUGAUGGCCAGAAGAAUGGACCAGGCAAUGCCGUCAAAGAAGCCAAGGCUUUCCAUAGGCGAGAAUAAGAAUAGCGGUCCCUCCAACAAUGUAAAGAAAGGACCCUGUGGGUGGCCUACUUCAAAAUCAGGUAGAUCAUUACCCAGCAAACAAGUUAGAAACUCUAUUAUAGAAAACAAGCGUACACAUGGGAGCAUCAUGAAGCAACAUUGCAUGAUGCCCCCACCUGCAAGGAAUUUGGAUAAGGCUUAUGAUGGUCAGCAGCAGGUUGGAAAAUCAGUAUUGAUGGAUUGGAAAAGGGGAAGGGACAAGUCGGAUUGAUCAAUAAUUAUUGACUGCAGACUCAUCAGCAGUUGGUAGCUGUUGUGUGAUUAGCAAAUGUUAGGUUAGUAAAAGGCUGCCUUGUAUAUAUUAUUAUGCUGUGGCUGCAAGCCUGAGAUGAAUUCGUUGCUAGAGUUCUUGUUUAAGAGCCAACGCAAUUCAAAUGUUGUAACAUUAAACAAGGGUGUAUAAAACAGCAUAAUUCUUUGCUUACUGAAGAGCAUCACAUGAGUCAAUAUCUACAUGAGACUCUCACCUCCUGUGUGUGUGUAUUAUCAAACUGUAUGUACGCAAACAAGAAUUGCUAGUGCUGCGUUUCGGCCAAGUGCAGGUGUGAGCAACAGCAGUGCCCAGUGUUUGUAUAUUGCCAUCUCAGAGAAUUUUGUGUUUUGGAUCAAUGCCAGCUAAUAGAAGUGAUGUGAGGGCUCACGAAGGCGAAGAUUAAUUUCCGGUGUAAUGAGAAGACUCAAACAAGGAGCGGAAGAUUUCUAGGAGGAGGAAACAUAAUUGAACCAAUCUUGUACUAGAACGAUUGGUAUUCAAAGUCUAUAUAGGUAUGAGACUAUAUGGUUAAGGAUGACUCAUAAGAUUUGAUGAGUACGAUAACAAGGUGUAUUUUCUUUUUUGGUUCUCAGUUCAUAUAAACUCCAAUUUAAUCGUGUU
Messenger RNA from Lotus japonicus, 2865 nucleotides. RefSeq lists its product as uncharacterized. The record is from RefSeq and is a predicted model, not a curated record. Bases 178 to 2202 code for a protein of 674 amino acids. The transcript has 7 exons. Lineage: Eukaryota; Viridiplantae; Streptophyta; Magnoliopsida; Fabales; Fabaceae.